Molecule: messenger RNA, 1721 nt
Organism: Balaenoptera musculus (blue whale)
Lineage: Eukaryota; Metazoa; Chordata; Mammalia; Artiodactyla; Balaenopteridae
Product: GTPase IMAP family member 6-like
Exons: 3
Coding region: 80-1075 (331 amino acids)
Cellular component (GO): cytosol
Molecular function (GO): GTP binding
Source: RefSeq, a predicted model, not a curated record
UCACAGCUCACGGCUGCGCUUUCAAGGGCAGUUCUUGAGCUGAGCUUUCAGAUCACAUUUUGCUGAAAAACUAUAAGCUAUGUUCUCUAUCUAUUCAUAUGCCUGGGACACUUUCUUUUACCUUCUCCAUUCAGCCUGCAAUGUGGCAGCUCUAAAAGGGGAAACCAAGAAUUCACGAGUGCCCGCGACCCCGGGAGACACAGGACACGGCCAUUCCUUCUGCCCAGGGGGCAGCGGGGCGUCGGAGGAAGAAGAAUAUGAUGAACUCAUUUUCCCGGAGAAUCGCGAGGAAGGCCUGUCUCAGGAUCCUACACAAGAUGGGUCAGGAGGGCUGCGGGAGGAUGAAGGGACCCCGCAGAGGCUGAGGCUCAUCCUGGUGGGAAAACCCGGAAGCGGGAAAAGCGCAACAGGAAACAGCAUCCUCGGCCGGAGAGUGUUCAAGUCCAAGGUCAGCGCCAGGCCCGUGACCAAGGCCUUCCAGCGGGGGCGCCGAGCGUGGGCGGGGAAGGAGCUCGAGGUCAUCGACACCCCCGGCCUCCUGUCCCCGGGGGCGGCGCCGCCAGGGCGCGCUCGGGGCGGCUGCGAAGCCAUCGCCUUCUCGUCGCCGGGGCCGCACGCGGUGCUCCUGGUGACGCCGCUGGGCCGCUUCACCGAGGAGGAUCGGGAGGCGGUCGGGCGCCUCCAGGAGCUCUUCGGGGCCGCCAUCCUGGCCCGCACCAUCCUGGUGUUCACGCGCAAGGAGGAGCUGGACGGCGGCUCGCUGGAGGAGUACCUGCGAGACACCGACAACCGGGAGCUCGCCAAGCUGGACGUGCUCUGCGAGCGGCGACACUGCGGCUUCAACAACAAGGCGCAGGGGCCGGAGCAGGAGGCGCAGCUGCAGGAGCUCAUGCGACACAUCGAAGGCGUCCUGUGGGAGCACGAAGGCCGUUACUACAGCCGCCAGGCUUACCGCCCCCCCCAGCGGCACGUUCUGCGCCAGCGAGGGCGGGAGGGCCGGGGCCCCCAGGGCCAGGGAAGGGCUCAGCGAGGAGCCGAGCCGGCAGGGACUGCGGCGCAUCCAGAAGGAAUCUGAGCGCACUCGCGGACAGCUCCUGGAGAGGCCGCCCAGCUGACACGCGCUGCAUUUCACGCAGCCACGGCUGCUUCCUGCGGCCUCCCUCGGCCCCGGGGUCUGGCUUCCAGCCCCUCCCUGGCUCUCUCCGUCCCACAGGUCAGGUCACCGCCCCUCCCAGUGUCCAGGGCAGGGUCUGGGGCGGCGAGCGGUGCGCGGGCUCCUGAGUUGCCAGGUCCUUCAUCACACCUUCCAGAACCCGCGGGCCCUCCCUCCUCCGUGCCCCUCCCUCCUCACGUCUCCUUGGCGUUCCGAGUCUGCAGUAGAACACCGGUAGAAGCACAGCUUCCUGCGGGCAGGCCCGAGCCUCAUUCGUCCGUGUAACUCCCACAGCAUCCUGGCCACUGGAGUCGCCGCUUAAACGUCGAUGUAGCAGAUCAGGGUGGGAUGUCGACCAGGUGCCUCUGCAUCUCUUGGGCUGUGUCCUUGCCCGCUAAGGGGGCAGGCACGAUGACUUUUGAGGCCCUGCACCGUGUGGGGCAGGGCAGGCACUGGGCUGGGGAGGAGAAAGCCAAGUAGAAGCGGGAGGGGGAGAAGGCACAGCCCUUUUAGUCACUCUUGAAAGAGGCCACCCAAUCGCAGCCAAGGAGCCCCGUGGGAACCUCUG